UGGAACCAUCGAUGAUCUAUGGAACCCCAUUAGCAGCGACUAGCUGCUGCUGGUUGCAUAAGAUAGCUGACCCUUGCAUGGUCAGAAGUUCCUACCGAGGCCAGGUACUGAACUUCUGUACCUUGUACCUUGAUUCGAACGUUCCAUCGCAAAAAGUGCAGUGCUGGGUUCAAUACUUGACCCCUUCCAGUGGAAUAGAAUUAUUGUGGAAUCCGGUAACUGAAUCCAAGGUGGCUAAAUCUAAGGAGUCACAGACACCCUUCUGCUAGUAUAUGUACUAGUGCAGAUCAAAAAAAGAAGCAGCUUAGGCCAGUGGCUCUUCAAUUCAAGCCACCGGGCUGCUACAUACUGUAGUACAGUAGUAUCGUAAGAUAGUAUAAGCUUCAGCUUCGGGACUCCCGUUUACGUGUGACGCAACCACUUUACAAAUGAGGGGAAUGAUUCGCCAUUGGGCGCGCGGGCGCGUUGAUGCGUGCGUGUGCGCGCGCGCGCGCGCGAGAUGGUCGAUUCUAUACAGUUGUUGUCUCCGCAGGAAUAGGCAUUGAGUUUUGAUAUUGUACCGCUAUGCAGGGGGACUCUCCAUGCAAAGCCUCUAUAUGUAUGAGAUAAUCGUCGAGCCCCGUUGUGCGGCGGACACAAUAUGUCUGCAUUCUAUGGGGAAGCAUUCACGGAACGUCGCGUCUUGGUUCGAGCAUGCACCCUUAGCGCUGUGACUCAUGGUGUACUAGCAUCCAGCUCAGCCGCAGAUCAGAUGAAAUAUCGAUAUGAUCGGCCGAUCGUUCCGUCCGCCUAGCUAGCAGUUAUCAUUAUGUAUAAGCUGAAGCUAGGGUGCCGAGUCACGACGGCCGUCCCGGAGUCUUCGGCCGGAAGGAUCUAAGCUGGAUCCGAUGUGUACGAAUCCCGAAAGAGUCGGUUGCAAUACAUAAUUGGGUGUUCAUGGCCGCGCUGUGCACGUGCGGUGGGAUAUUGGCAUAUACUUAUUGAGUGAUCGUGUGACGCCCCUAGGUGAGACAACGAAUUGAGUGAAGCGUGGAACAGCAAUCUGGCUGCAUGUGCUAGUGAUAAAUUUGGGUGUCAAGUAUGUGAUGACUAGCCAGAUAUAGAUGUGGAUUCGUUAUUGGGCGGGGACAUACUGGGCGUUGGGAUAAUGGUCGGGGGAUUUGGAGGAUGUACGAGGUUUCCGAGAAUGGUGCGAGAAGAAGUGAUCGAGUGUGUGUUUGGCGGGGGGGGG
Molecule: messenger RNA, 1231 nt
Organism: Cantharellus anzutake
Lineage: Eukaryota; Fungi; Basidiomycota; Agaricomycetes; Cantharellales; Hydnaceae
Exons: 2
Coding region: 12-269 (85 amino acids)
Source: RefSeq, a predicted model, not a curated record